Cololabis saira (Pacific saury) is the source of this 2988-nucleotide messenger RNA. RefSeq names its product Bardet-Biedl syndrome 2 (gene bbs2). Gene Ontology annotation, biological process: non-motile cilium assembly. The record is from RefSeq and is a predicted model, not a curated record. Gene Ontology annotation, molecular function: protein binding. The coding region runs from base 72 to 2204 and encodes 710 amino acids. The transcript is spliced from 18 exons. Lineage: Eukaryota; Metazoa; Chordata; Actinopteri; Beloniformes; Belonidae. Gene Ontology annotation, cellular component: motile cilium; neuron projection; membrane.
CGUCCUCCGCGACACCAACACAAGCCGCGGCUGCAGACGGGACAGCUAAGGGACAGGGAUCAGGCAGCAGGAUGGUUCCCAUAUUCACCCUGAAGCUGAACCACAAGAUCAACCCCCGCAUGGUGACGGUGGGCCGGUUCGACGGGGAGCACCCCUGCCUCACCGCAGCCACCCAGGCGGGGAAGGUUUUUAUCCACAACCCUCACACUCGCGGCCAGAGAGCGGCGGCUCACCGGCUGAGCCAGAGCAGCCAGGACUCGGACAUCUCCCUGCUGAACAUCAACCAGGCGGUGACGUGUCUGACGGCAGGAACUCUGGGGCCGAACACGGCCGGGGACACGCUGUUGGUGGGCUCUCAGACCAACCUGCUGGCCUACGACGUCCACGACAACGCUGACAUCUUCUACAGAGAGGUGACGGACGGAGCCAACCGCCAUCGUGUUGGGGAAACUGGGGACAUCUCGUCUCCUCUGGCCAUCAUCGGGGGGAACUGUGCCCUGCAGGGCUUUGACUACGAGGGCAACGACCACUUCUGGACAGUGACUGGAGAUAAUGUGAGGUCUCUGGUGCUCUGUGACUUCACUGGGGAUGGAAAGAAUGAGCUCCUGGUGGGAUCUGAGGACUUUGACAUCAGGGUUUUCAGAGAAGACGAGCUCGUGUCAGAGAUGACUGAAAAUGAGACAGUGACAUCACUGUGUCACAUGCACGGCAGCAGGUUUGGCUACGCGCUGGCUAACGGCACUGUUGGCGUGUACGACCGCACGGCCCGGUACUGGAGGAUCAAGUCUAAGAACCAUGCGAUGAGCAUUCAUGCCUUUGAUUUAAAUGCUGACGGGGUUGUGGAGCUCAUCACCGGCUGGUCCAAUGGAAAGAUCGAUGCACGAAGUGACCGUACAGGUGAGGUAAUCUUCAAAGACAACUUCUCCUCUUCUGUGGCCGGAGUGGUGGAGGGCGACUACCGGCUGGACGGGCAGAAGCAGCUCAUCUGCGCUUCCAUAGAUGGAGAAGUGCGUGGUUACCUUCCCGCCAGUAAGGACCACAAAGGGAAUCUCAUGGACUCCAGUGCCGAGCAAGACCUCAUCCGCGAGCUCAGCCAACGCAAACAGAAUCUGCUGCUUGAGUUGCGCAACUACGAAGAGAAUGCAAAGGGCGUGUCCCAGAGCAACAGCGGGGUGGGAGUGAUCCCGGCCAACACUCAGCUGCAGACGGCGCUGUCGGUGAGACCGGCCACGGACACGCAGAAGGCUCACAUCGAGCUCAGCAUCUCCACUCCCAACGAAACAAUCAUCCGGGCAGUGCUGAUCUUUGCAGAGGGAAUAUUUGAAGGUGAGAGUCACGUGGUCCACCCCGGUUCCCAGAACCUCUCCGGCUGCGUGAAGGUCCCCGUCAUCCCCCCCAAAGACAUACCUGUGGAUCUGCACAUCAAAGCCUUCGUCGGGGGGAAAACCAGCUCCCAGUUCCACGUGUUUGAAAUCACCCGUCAGCUUCCUCGUUUCUCCAUGUACGAGAUCACCGGAGACUCCUCGGAUCCGGCCACCGGCCGGGUUUCCUUCAGCAUCAACGACCGAUCGCAGAGGGUGGUGAUGUGGCUGAAUCAGAACUUCCUGCUUCCAGACGGCGUCCAGACUCCCAACAUCACCUUUAACUCCCUGAGGGGACGAGGACUGCUGUCCUUUAACAUGGCCAGCAACGGACAGAUCACCCUCAGGACUGAUGACAUUGACCUGGCGGGGGACGUGGUACAAUCCCUGGCCUCCUUCCUGGCCAUAGAGGACCUUUCAGCAGACGCAGACUUCCCCCAGUACUUUGAAGAGCUACGCUCUACACUCACCGAGGUGGACGAGUUCCACGCCGUGCACCAGAAGUUAACGGCCGACAUGGCCGACCACUCCAACUACAUCAGGAACAUGCUGGUGCAGGCGGAGGACGCCCGCCUCAUGGGCGACAUGACGACCAUGAAGAAACGUUACCGGGAGCUUUACGACCUGAACAGGGAUCUGGUGAACGAAUACAAGAUCCGCUCCAACAACCACAACGCUCUGCUGGCCCGUCUCAAGUCCGUCAACCAGGCCAUCCAGCGGGCCGGCAGACUCCGAGUGGGAAAGCCCAAGAACCAGGUGAUCUCUGCGUGUCGAGACGCCAUCAAGAGCAACAACGUAAACGCUCUCUUCAAGAUCAUGAGGGCCGGCACCGCGGCCUCCUGAGGGGGAGGAGAGGACGAGGAAAGGAGACGGCAACACUGAGUACUGUAAAGGAGGUUUCACCGGGGACCAUCAGUUCCACACGUAAAACAGAAGAGUGCAGAAGACUUUAGCACUCUGGAACGGGGACACUGUUGCAGCCUUAAUCCCACUCUUUCCAUGACUAAGCAUUCAGCAACAACCUGCAGCCGCGUCUGCACCACCUCUUCCAAACAUGAACCUUUAAUAGUUCUGAGAAGAAGUAACAAAGACUUACUAGUUUUGUGAAAUCAUCCUCCGCCUCCGUUUAGCUGUGGCCGUUUGGAAGGGCUGGAGUUAAAACACCUGAACACAGACUGUCUGCUUUCAUCUUUAGUUACAAGUUGAGAUUGAAAGAAAGUCUUCUAGAAGUGAUAUGUGAUAUUGUGAUAUAAAAAUAACAACCAACUAUGACUGUGUUUCCAUGCAUCAAUAACCCUUUUAAAACCCGAAUAUUAGCAAUAACCCCAAUUUGCACGACCAUGUAAACACCAAUAACCCCUUUGAAUAACCUGAAUUUUGACUGCAUGUAAACGUAGUCUACGACUACGUUUACAUGCAGUCAAAAUCCACGUUAUUGCUAAUAUUCCGGUUACUGAAACAUUGGGAAUAUUCCGUUUACAUGGUAAUUAAUCAUUUGGGAUAUCUGGAUCAAACCAGCGACGCACGGAGAACAUCAUGACACAAUUCCCGUCAUUUCUGCUUCUUCUUCCUGUAUCCAAAUUCAAAACAAAUGCUGCUUCACGCAACUUUUCUCUCACCUUCUUGU